AUGGCGACGCCCAACGACGCCAAGAACUACGUCAACGAGGCGGGUCAGAUCGAGUGGGGUGCCAUCCCGCUCAACGCUGCCCUCGACAAGCUCAAGGCGACCCGCGAGGGUCUCUCGUCCGCCGAGGCCGAGAAGCGCCUCAUCGAGCAUGGCCCCAACGCGUUGCCCAAAAACGAGGUCAACCGCCUCAUGGUCUUCCUCGGCUUCAUGUGGAACCCGCUCUCGUGGGCCAUGGAGGUCGCCGCCGUCCUCUCCAUUGUCCUCCUCGACUACCCGGAUUUUGGCCUGAUUCUCGCGCUUCUGCUCUUGAACGCUUGCAUCGGCUACUUUGAGGAGAUGCAGGCCGGCGACGCUGUCGCUGCGCUCAUGGGCCAGCUCGCGCCCGAAUGCAAGGUCUUCCGCGACGGUGCCAUGAUCAACCUCCCCGCCGACCAGCUCGUGCCCGGCGAUGUCAUCCGCAUUCGUCUCGGUGAUGUGCUCCCGGCCGAUGUCAAGUUCCUUGAAGGUGACUCUGUCAAGAUCGAUCAGUCGUCGCUUACGGGCGAGUCGCUCCCGGUCACCAAGUGCGAAGGCGAUGAAGGUUAUUCGGGCUCGGUCUGCAAGCAGGGUGAAAUCGAAGCUGUUGUCACAAGCACGGGUAUCCACACGUUCCUCGGGCGCGCGGCUGAGCAGAUUGCCGGUGUCGAGUCGCAGGGCCGUCUCCAGGAAGUGCUCACGACGGUCGGCAACUUUUGCAUGGUCUCGAUCAUCGUCUGGUGCAUCAUCGAGCUCGUCGUGCAGAUGGGUGCCCGCAAGGACGAGAACCCGUGCUUGAUCAUUACGGACGGUUGCCUCGGUGUCGCCAACAUCCUCGUCUUGAUCGUCGGUGGUAUCCCGGUGGCCAUGCCCACGGUCUUGUCGGUCACGCUCGCCAUUGGUUCGUCGGCCCUCGCCAAGGAGAACGCCAUCGUCACGCGCCUUACCUCGAUCGAAGAGAUGGCGUCGAUGGAAGUGCUCUGCUCGGACAAGACGGGCACGCUCACGCUCAACAAGCUCUCGGUGGACCUCGACAACUUGAUCCCGUACAACGGCUACUCGACGGACGACAUCCUCCUCUACGGUGCUCUCUCGGCCCGUAUCGAGAACAACGAGGCCAUCGACGUCGUCUGCCACAACACGUACCCUGGUAACGACACGAUGUGGCAGAAGUACACGCUCCUCCACUACACGCCUUUUGACCCGACGACGAAGCGCACGAUUGCCAAGGUCAAGGACAACGCGACGGGCAAGAUCUUCCGUGCUUGCAAGGGUGCGCCGCAGAUCUGCUUGGACAUGGAUGACAACGCCGAGUCGCUCCGCGCUGAAGUGGAAGGCCGCAUCAACGAGUACGCCUCGCGCGGCUACCGUGGCCUCGGUGUGUCGUACUCUGAGGGCGAUGUGCCGAUGGAGGAAGCGUCGUGGAAGCUCGUGGGUAUCCUCCCGCUCUUUGACCCGCCGCGCCACGAUACCGCCGACACGGUGAAGCGUGCCAUCGAGAUGGGUGUCGCCGUCAAGAUGGUCACGGGUGAUCACCGCGUCAUUGCCAUCGAGACGUGCCGCCAGCUCGGAAUGCCCACCAACAUUUUGGACACGUCGUUCUUCAACCAGGCGCCGCCGCCGGGUGUGAACCUCGCGCAGAUGGUGUACGAGACGGACGGCUUUGCCCAGGUCUUCCCGGAACACAAGUUUGAGAUUGUGCGCCAGCUCCAGUCGCUCGACAAGGCCAACAUUGGUAUUGCCGUCGACGAUGCGACGGACGCCGCCCGUGCUGCUGCCGACAUUGUGCUCGUGUCGCCCGGUCUCUCGGUCAUCAUCACGGCCAUCCGCAUGUCGCGCGAGAUCUUCUUGCGCAUGAAGAACUACGCCAUGUACUCGAUCGCGAUGACGGUCCGUAUCGUCUUGACGUUUGGCUUGCUCACGGUGUGCUGGAACUGGUACUUCCCCACGAUCCUCGUCGUCGUCUUGGCCAUCUUGAACGACGGCACGAUCUUGACGAUCUCCAAGGACAAUGUGACGGCGUCGCGCACGCCCGACUCGUGGAAGCUCAAGCAGGUGUUCGUCUCGUCGAUCUGCUUUGGCAUCUGGCUCACGAUCUCGACGGUCGUCUUGGUCGGUGUCGCGUACAACACGUCGGCGUUCGAGGGCUUUAUUGACUCGGAGAACCUCUGCGUGAGCUGCCUCAAGGACUCGUGCAACGCGUACUUUACGGAGAAGAUCCAGACGUGCACCAAGAACAACGACCCUGCUGCCUGCGGUGAGCUCGACGGCUCGGUGUACAAGCCGUCGCUCAACGAGGCGAACCUCGGACUCCUCCGCACCAACCGCAAGGCCUUCAUCGACGGCUACAAGGCGAAGUACGACGCCGAAUCCAAGAACUCGGACUGGGUCAAGCUCUUCGAGAACCUCAAGGGCAGCCACAUCCACGACCUCGACGAAGAGCCGUCGGCCCUCCAGGUGUACGAUCAGUUUGUCAAGCAGUACACGGCCCAUCCCGAUGCAGUCAAGGACGCGGAAGAUGGUGUCGGUGUCGCGUUCAUUGGCCGCGGCUACCUUCCGUUGACCAACGGCGUGAGCUUUUGCGACUUUGUGUGGGACUACUCCAACUUCAACACCAAGUACACCAAGGGCAACAAGGCGAUCGGGCCCGGCAUGCAGAAGAAGGACGGCAUCCUCCGCUCGCUCGUCUACACGCAGGUGUCGAUCUCGGGCCAGGCGCUCAUCUUCGUCACGCGCACGGCCGGUAUCAACACGUGGUUCUUUGCCGAGAAGCCGUGCAACCUCCUCCUCAUCGCGUUCGUGUUUGCCCAGGUCGUGGCUUCGGUCAUCGGCUACUACGGCUUCAACGGAUACCCGUCGGACCGUAUCGCUGUCUUUGGCUGCGGCGGUGGCUACCUCGUGAUCGCGUGGUUGUGGUCGAUCGUGUGGCACUUCCCGCUCGACUUGAUCAAGUUUGCGGUCAACUACGUCCUCAACGCCAACACGUACUCGUCGACGGCCUUUGACUCGCGCAUCAACGCCGGCCACCCGUCCAUGUCGCACGCGCGUGUGACGCAGCAUGCCCGCUCGGUCCGCGCCUCGCGCACGGUCGCGUAA
Molecule: messenger RNA, 3111 nt
Organism: Saprolegnia parasitica CBS 223.65
Lineage: Eukaryota; Oomycota; Saprolegniomycetes; Saprolegniales; Saprolegniaceae
Exons: 2
Coding region: 1-3111 (1036 amino acids)
Biological process (GO): proton export across plasma membrane; regulation of intracellular pH
Cellular component (GO): plasma membrane
Molecular function (GO): ATP hydrolysis activity; P-type proton-exporting transporter activity; ATP binding
Source: RefSeq, a predicted model, not a curated record